AUGGCGCGCACGGCCCCUGUGGAGCCCCCGCUGCGGCAUCCCGCGCCCCCCUCGCCCGCCGCGGGAGAGCCCCGCGCUUCGGUAGAGGCGGCGGUGGCCCCGCGGAGGGUGCUCUUCGCUGACGAGGCUCUGGGGCUGCCGCUGGCGCAGCUACGCCGCUACCGGCCGUGGGGCGGGCCCGGGGCGGGCAAGAUGGCGGCGGCGGCUGGGCAAGAUGGCGGCGGCGGCGGGGCAGACGAGGACGACGAUGGCGAGGAUGGGGAUGAAGGGGAGGAGGAAGAGGAAGCCUGCCUUGUGCCCUCGCCGCUGUGCCCCGUUCCCGCUGGCGGGGGGUUUUACCUGGUGCCCACAUUUUCGUUGCCGCCCGCGCCGGGCCGUCUGGAGCGCUUGGGGCGCGUGAUGGUGGAGCUGGAGGCGCUGCUUCCGCCUCCAGGAGCGGUCCCCGGGGGUUCCGGGGUGUGGGUGCCUGGGGGGCGCCCGCCGGUGCUGCGCGGGUUGGUACGCGUGCUGAACCGCUCCUUCGAGAAGGCGGUGCACGUGCGGGCCUCACACGACGGCUGGGCUACCUUCAGCGACCACCCAGCACGCUACGUCCCGCGCAGUCCUCCUGGGGCAGGAGCGGGAGGAACAGGAGCAGGAGAUCCCAUCCUGGAUCCAGGGCUCGGCCUGGGCCCUGGCCAGGCGUCUGCCUCCUCGCCCGACGACGGUGGCCGCACUGACCGCUUUGCCUUCCAGCUGCCCUUUGCUGAGGGCGCGGGCGAUGGGGCGCGCCUUGACUUCGUGGUGCGCUAUGAGACCCCCGAGGGCACAUUCUGGGCCAACAACCACGGCCGCAACUACACUGUCGUGCUCCGGAUCGCACCCGCUCCCACACCCACUGAUGCUGAAGGGUCGCCCCAGCAGCAGCAGCUGGAGCCACAGCCUGAGUGCCAGGGUCCUGUGGAGGCUGAGGCCAGGCAGCUGAAGAGCUGCAUGAAGCCGGUGAGGCGCAGGCCUCUCAAGGAAGAGCUGAGGAUGAAGAGCAUGGAUGAUAAUACCCCUGCUGUGGAGCAUCCUGAUGUCCAGGAGUCAUUGGGUUCUCUGGUGGCCCCUACCCCCCUCCGUCCAUGGCCCCAAAUGACACUUCAGGUUUCUGAAGUUACAGUGACCAGCAACUUUCCAGAAGAAGGUGACAUGCUCAGAAGUAGAGCACCUGUGGCUUUUACAGAGGUCCACCAGGCACCAGCUAUCAGGAUUGCGCCCUCUACCCCUAUUUGUCGCCUGGGUGGCCCCCCCAGGGACCAGGCCUCAGGGCCCGAUGCAAGUGAAGGGGCCACUGGGCACUUCCUGGAACCCAGCCAACAACAGAUGGAGGCCACAUGGGAGAGUGGGGGUCGAAAGGAUUGCAUGGUGGGUACUAUUACAGAUGAGCCCACAGGGGGUGUGGAGGUCAUGAGUGGGUUGGAGGAACUGCUUGGUGAAGACACCAUUGACCAAGAGCUGGAGCAGCUCUACCUCUCCCACCUGAGCCGCCUUCGGGCUGCUGCUGUGGCUGCAGGGGGUGGUGGGGAGGGCCCUACUGAUGGGGGAAUGUACUCCAGCCAUCCCCUGGGCAUACUCGCGGACCGUGACCUGAUCUUGAAGUGGCCUGGCCCUGAGCGGGCCCUGAACAGUGCCCUGGCUGAGGAAAUCACAUUGCAUUACGCACGCUUGGGGCGUGGUGUGGAGCUCAUCAAGGACACCGAGGACCCUGAUGAAGACGUGGAGGGUGAAGAGGGGCUCUCCAUCAUUCUUUCUAGUCCUGAAGAAGACAGCCCCAAGGAAUCACCUCCAGAAAUCCUUUCUGGAGCCUGCUCGAUGGUCUCCACUAUGGGAGAUGUGUGGCUCCCAUGGGCUGAGGGUUCUGAAUGUGACAGCUCUGUGGUUCUGGGAACAGAGGGUCAGUUCACUGGCAAUCCCGAAAAAGAGAUGGGCAAGGACAUUAACUCUUUGCACAGGAAUAGGGUUAUUUCUGGGGUAACCAGGUCCCCAAGGGAAGUUGGGACAGAAGCCUGGAUGGAAGUUACCAAUGAGUGGGCAGACAGCUUGGUUCCUCUGUCUGAUAAGGAGCCAACAGAACCAGGUUUACAGGAGCAGAAUCCUGCCCUUGUUGGUCCCAUGGGGACUAAAGUCUGUCUUUCUAGUGUAGCCAAGCCUCAUAUAAUCUCCCAGGACGAAGAGAGUGCAGGCCCAAGUCUUGAAACCCCAAAGAGGUCCCCCACCCUAGCAUCCCCUGAAGAAUGCGUGUGUGGUUUGACUCCUCAGCUCCGGGGGCCCUUGACUCAGACUCUGGGAGUCCUGGCUGGGCUAGUGGUUGUCCCUGUGGCUUUCAACAGUGGUGUGUCCCUCCUGGUGCUUGCGCUGUGCCUCUCUCUAGCCUGGUUCUCCUAGGGGCUUCCUGUGGGGUCAGCAGUAACAGGCUUCCCCCUCUCUGGGGCCUAGGGAGGGGCAGUCCAUCCAUCACCCCAGUGGGUUGAGAUGGGAUAUAUGGCCUGUAGUUAGGGACUUUGGUCCUUUGCUUCUGAGAAUGCUUGACUGGAGAGAGGCCUUCCUGUCCCCAAGCUCUCCAGUCAGCACAGGGCUCCCAGCAGUGGUACCUGUGGACAGUAACAGAAUGGUGGAUAAUGUGAGAACUUUUAGAAUGGAACCAGGCAUGCCCCCCCACCCCCGAGCCUGUAUUUAUUUUUGUAUAAUUCUCUGGAUGAGGGAGAGUGGUCGUGAGCUGGUCUUGGAGCACAAUUACCCAGAGAUAUAUUUAUUAACAGCCAACCUGUGCAACCUGCUGGAGCUUUAUUUUUAAUUUAAUUUAUAUAGAGUACCUAUUAUUAUAUGCCACAAUAGAGCUCUAUGAGAAAUGAUGUGUCUUGCUGUAUUGGUAUCCUGUUUGGGCCUGAUUGUGUAGGGUGGUCAUGUUCUGGGGGAGGACCAUGGUGGGGAGUAGGGAAUGGCUGUGGCCAGGCCUACUACUGCCCUUCAGUGCGUGUGUAAGGCUCUGUAUUGUCUCACUUUGUGGUCCCAAUACAUGUGGUCCUUUGGUCUUUA
Molecule: messenger RNA, 3060 nt
Organism: Jaculus jaculus (lesser Egyptian jerboa)
Lineage: Eukaryota; Metazoa; Chordata; Mammalia; Rodentia; Dipodidae
Gene: Ppp1r3f
Product: protein phosphatase 1 regulatory subunit 3F
Exons: 4
Coding region: 1-2409 (802 amino acids)
Biological process (GO): regulation of glycogen biosynthetic process
Cellular component (GO): protein phosphatase type 1 complex
Molecular function (GO): glycogen binding; protein phosphatase 1 binding
Source: RefSeq, a predicted model, not a curated record